AUGGCGGAUCAUAACCGAAACUCUUUAUCAGGGGUUUCAGAGGAAAAAACUGUGAAAUCGCCUAAUGUGUUUGAACGGGUCAAAGAAGAAAUACAAGCAUUGGGUCAUCGUCAUGAUGAAAAGUCGAAGAGUCACCAUCAUCACCAUCACAAAGAGACUCAUGGAAUGAGUGACGACAUUGACGAGAACACAGAUGUUGAUGAUGUGAAAGGGCCUAAUUUCUUUGAAAGAGUCAAAGAAGAGUUUGAAGCCAUCGUUGAUGCUGUUACUCCAAGGCAUUCUUCAAAGAAGUGA
Molecule: messenger RNA, 294 nt
Organism: Microthlaspi erraticum
Lineage: Eukaryota; Viridiplantae; Streptophyta; Magnoliopsida; Brassicales; Brassicaceae
Source: the annotation of a GenBank genome assembly